Molecule: messenger RNA, 1410 nt
Organism: Homarus americanus (American lobster)
Lineage: Eukaryota; Metazoa; Arthropoda; Malacostraca; Decapoda; Nephropidae
Product: F-box only protein 33-like
Exons: 7
Coding region: 21-1379 (452 amino acids)
Biological process (GO): positive regulation of protein ubiquitination; SCF-dependent proteasomal ubiquitin-dependent protein catabolic process
Cellular component (GO): SCF ubiquitin ligase complex
Molecular function (GO): protein binding
Source: RefSeq, a predicted model, not a curated record
CGUAGCGAUAGUUAGUAAACAUGUCGACACAGACACAAUGGCACUGGAACCUGCUGCCUAGUGUAAUUUUAAUCGAAAUUCUUUCUUAUCUUCCACUGUCCGAUAGAAUAAAUGCAUGUUCUACGUGUAAGGCAUGGCGUUCUGCCCUCUUCCACCCAAGUUUUUGGCGGAAAAUAGUGUUGGUGUUUAAAUCUUGCGAUUGGAGCGGGCUGGAGCGGUCCCGCUUUGUGGCCUCCUGGGGAGUCAGGAAACUACGAUCCUGUAUCCUCCAUCUGGAAACUGUUAACACAAAUUGCCUGGUUGAAGCUGACCAUGUUCUUCUUAAGCUUACCAGAAACCCACAGGUGGAAGAACUUAUUUUACUACCAAGUCAUUGCCAUACAUUUAUAAAGGGCCACGAUCGCCCUUACUACUUCCGCCACAACAACAACAAUAACAACAAGAACAAUGCAUCUCAUCCCCGGUGUCUACCAUGUUCAAGAUCAUCAUAUCAGUUCAUUGAGAGUGUACAAGAAUCAUUGCAAAGUAUCAUCAGCAAUAGUCGAAAUCUGCGCACUCUUACACUAGGCUGCAUCCAGGAUUUAAUUGAUCAGGCAGAUAUAUUUCUUCCGUUAUUGGCCCACCACCAGUCAACUUCCAUCUCAACCAUUGGUAUGGCCUCAGUGAAAUAUGAUCCCAAUUCAUAUGCCCUGCUUGACAUCACUCCAGACAAUUUUACUGCCUUCACUAACUUGCAGGUUUUAACCUUAGAUUAUGACUACAUGAGUGACCGUCUUUUGAGUGUUCUGUCAUCUCCCUACAACACACCAUUAAGACGAUUAGUCCUGCACGUCCAUGGAAUUGACCAAACCCAUCGUGGCACAACUGAAUAUAUGUGGUAUCGCUUUAAACAACAACAUCCACAGUGUUGCUUGGUGAUGAAUUUAAUGCAUUCAUAUGAUGGAGUGGAACAACUUGGGUCUGGUCUGCUGCAUCCUUCCAUGCCUCUCACACACUUCAGAGCAUUCUUUUGUGAAUGGAUCAAUGUAGCAGCACUGCGCCUAAUGAGCAACUGGUACAGUGAAACCCUGCGUCACCUGACUCUGGUAGACUCCCUGGAUCACAGUGGUUGGGGGAUGCUCACUGAGGGUCGAGAUGAAGACCAGGAAUCCCCAGACCCUUUGGUCAUGUUGGCUUGGAAAUGUAAACAUCUGGAACACCUUACACUCUGUGGUUAUGGAUAUGGUGGCAGUGAUGUUGUUGCCAUAGCAAGACUCCGUGGUACUGGUCUGAAGGAAUUGUGCAUUCCUGAAGAUUGUCUUGAGGCAGAUGAUUCCCAUGAAAUAGCCAAUGAAGAGGAUGUUGACAAUAUUGCUGAGGUAUGUUUACUAAUAUUGUAAAUUAUAAUAUGUUGUCCUUUUCAGUCAUAUG